AAUACAAUAUAUAUUCGCACGUAAAUACAAGUAUAUGUAUAUAUGUAUACAUGAAAUAUAUACACAUAUAUAUAUGUAUAUAAUGUGAUGUGCGUGUGGCCCUGCGUGUGCGUGCGCGCGCGCGUGUCUCUGCUGUCCUAUGUAAUGGCAUGUAAUAUUGGAACUACCUGCAGCAUUAGCGGCGGCGGCGGCACCAGCUGCCGCAGAACGUUGACGACACUGAAACCGCGGUGAUCUAUUCGGCCACCACGGACACACAAUCUUCUCUCGGUUGGACACGCAGAGUGAAAUACAGUGAGAGAGAGAAAAGGCAAGAGCGUAAGAUAAAGCGUAAGAUAGAGGUAGAAAGGGGAGAGGAAGAGAAAGAGAGAGCGACCUGCCUGGGGGACACGCAACGUUAUCUUGAGAAACGAAUGCGCCCCGUGAAUCGACGGACGAAGUACGUACACCCGGAGUGUCUUCUGAGAGCGCGGCACCGAACGGAGCUGCCGCCAGAACCCGAUCGAGAUACGGGGAUCAAGAUCAUCGUGAAUCUCAAGGGAGAAAAGCGGUGUUGCUGAAGACAGUGGACAAUCCUGUGUUAGUAUCGAGCGUGAAGGAUAUCCGUGCUCGUCGGUUCAAAAGCUAAGAGAAACGACGGACAAAAAAAACAAAUAUCGAGAGGAAGAAGAGAAGAAUAUAUAGGGGAGAGGGACGAGCGAAAGGGGGAGAGGAGUGGAUGAGUGAUUGAGCGAACGAAAGUGACCGAAGAAAAGUCACGGGGUAGGAGGUGGAGGAGGAAAAGUGGAGCGAUAGCGAUUAGAGAUUGAACGGGGGGGAGAGAAAGAUAGAGUGAUAGAAGGAGGAAGAGAGGAGGUCGAAGGGGACGGAGGUGUCUUUUUUUUGGAGAAGAGAAACUAGUGUGACAUACACCGACGGAGAGGGAAUUUGGGGGAAAACGGGGAUCGACGGGGGUGGUGAUUACUAGUGCGUGAGUACCAGAAGGUGAAGCGGAGGAGACUGGAAAGGAAAGAGAGAGGAGAGAGAUCGGUCGGUGGUUAGUGCGCGUAGAACUCGACGAAGAAGAAGAAGAAAAAGAAGAAGAAGAAGAGGAGGAGUAGGAAGAAGAAGUAAAAGAAAGCUUCUCGUGCUCGGAGGCUGCAACGAGCCGCCGCGAGGCGUGCAGAAGUUGUAGCGCGCGGCGUGCGCCCCGUGGCAGCACGAAAUUAUGAAGCGCAUAAAGUGUGCCCUGCUGGCCACCGUUUCUGAUAGCCGCCGGUGAAUGUGUGACCCGGGGGCAGCAGAGAUCCGCCGUGAUGACGACCGAAGAGACGACCGAGCAGCCCCCGGUAGACGACUGCCUGAAGGAGCGGAAAUGGUGGUGCUUCCUGCUGUCGAGCAUCUUCACCUUCCUCGCCGGGCUGCUGAUCGUGCUCCUCUGGCGUGCGUUCGCCUUCCUCUGCUGUCGCAAGGAACCCGAAUUCGCUCCAAAUGACCCGAAGCAGAAAGAGCAGAAGACGAGCCGCCAGGGGAAAGAGUUCGAGGGGACGUUUAUGACCGAAGCCAAGGACUGGGCCGGUGAAUUAAUUUCCGGACAGACCACCACUGGACGUAUCUUGGUGGUGCUAGUUUUCAUUCUCAGUAUAGCGUCGCUUAUAAUAUACUUCAUCGAUGCCUCCAGCGAAGAGGUGGAACGUUGCCAAAAGUGGAGCAACAACAUUACUCAGCAGAUAGACUUAGCUUUCAAUAUAUUUUUUAUGGUCUACUUUUUUAUACGCUUUAUCGCCGCCAGUGACAAGCUGUGGUUCAUGCUGGAGAUGUAUUCGUUCGUGGACUACUUUACGAUACCACCGUCCUUCGUGUCGAUAUACCUCGAUCGGACGUGGAUCGGACUGAGGUUCCUUCGAGCCCUACGACUGAUGACGGUCCCUGACAUCCUCCAGUACCUAAACAUUCUAAAGACAUCGAGCUCCAUUCGUCUCGCCCAACUCGUUUCAAUCUUCAUCUCCGUCUGGUUGACAGCUGCUGGCAUCAUUCAUUUGCUUGAAAACUCAGGGGACCCAUUCGAGUUCACGAACCCGCAACAGCUUUCGUACUGGACUUGCGUUUACUUUCUGAUCGUGACGAUGUCCACGGUAGGAUAUGGCGACGUUUACUGCCAGACGGUCCUCGGCCGAACAUUCCUAGUAUUUUUUCUACUCGUCGGUUUGGCAAUUUUUGCUAGUAGCAUACCCGAGAUAAUAGAGCUCGUAGGCAGUAGGUCCAAGUACAGCGGCGAAUACAAGCGGGAACACGGAAAGAGACAUAUUGUCGUGUGUGGCCACAUCACCUACGAAUCAGUCUCCCACUUUCUCAAGGACUUCUUGCACGAGGACCGCGAGGACGUUGACGUGGAGGUUGUCUUCUUGCAUAGGAAACCACCAGAUCUCGAGCUAGAGGGACUGUUCAAGCGGCACUUCACCACCGUGGAGUUCUUUCAGGGGACUAUCAUGAACCCCAUUGAUCUGCAGCGAGUCAAGGUCCACGAGGCGGACGCGUGUCUGGUACUGGCGAACAAGUACUGUCAAGAUCCAGACGCAGAGGACGCGGCGAACAUCAUGCGCGUCAUCUCGAUCAAGAAUUACUCGGAUGACAUACGCGUUAUCAUUCAGUUAAUGCAAUAUCACAACAAGGCCUACUUAUUAAACAUUCCAUCAUGGGACUGGAAACAGGGCGACGACGUAAUCUGCCUGGCCGAAUUGAAGCUGGGUUUCAUCGCGCAGUCUUGCCUGGCGCCGGGUUUCAGCACAAUGAUGGCCAACCUCUUCGCAAUGCGUUCGUUCAAGACGUCGCCGGAUACACAGGCGUGGCAGAAUGAUUACCUGCAGGGCACGGGCUGCGAGAUGUACACGGAAACACUCUCCCCGUCCUUUACCGGGAUGACAUUUCCCCAAGCCAGCGAGUUGUGCUUCACAAAGUUGAAGUUAUUGCUCCUGGCGAUCGAGAUAAAGGGCGAAGGAGGCUGCGACAGUAAGAUCUCGAUCAAUCCACGUGGUGCCAAGAUCGUUGCAAAUACUCAGGGAUUCUUCAUUGCUCAAUCUGCUGACGAAGUGAAGCGGGCGUGGUUCUAUUGCAAAGCAUGCCACGAGGAUAUUAAAGACGAAACUCUGAUCAAGAAAUGCAAGUGCAAAAAUUCCAUGAGGAACCAUCGAAAUUCCGUCGGGAUGACCAUGAUGAAUUCGACGAAGCAGGUAAACAAGGUGAAACCGAACGUGAAUCGAGCGCCGAACGACAACCUGUCAAGUCCAAAUCAACCGUACAAUCAAAGAUCGCAAGAGGAGUCCACAUACCCUGGCUACCAUCUCGCCUACGAAGUCAAAAAACUCAUGCCGACGAGCAGAGCAUCGGGCGGCACGAAUGUGAACAACAACGGCGGCCUUCAGGUCGGAAUCGCCGACGACCAGGCGAAGGAUUUCGACUUCGAGAAGACCGAGAUGAAAUACGACUCGACGGGCAUGUUCCAUUGGAGCCCGUCCCGCAACCUCGAAGACUGUAUACUGGAUCGUAAUCAGGCAGCCAUGACGGUUCUGAACGGGCACGUCGUAGUCUGCCUCUUCGCCGAUCCCGAUUCGCCCCUCAUCGGACUGAGAAACCUUGUCAUGCCAUUACGAGCUUCCAAUUUCCAUUACCACGAGCUUAAACACGUAGUGAUAGUUGGGUCUGUGGACUACAUCCGCCGCGAGUGGAAAAUGUUGCAGAAUCUACCAAAGAUAUCAGUGCUAAACGGUUCACCAUUAAGCAGAGCAGAUUUACGCGCGGUUAACGUCAAUCUGUGCGAUAUGUGUUGCAUCCUGUCGGCUAAAGUGCCUAGCAAUGAUGACCCCACCCUCGCCGACAAGGAGGCUAUCCUCGCGUCCCUUAAUAUCAAGGCUAUGACCUUCGACGAUACGAUUGGAGUGCUCAGCCAAGUUGGCAGCCCGAUCGUUUUACAGCGACGAGGAUCCGUUUACGGAGCAAACGUGCCAAUGAUAACAGAACUCGUAAAUGAUAGCAACGUGCAGUUCCUUGAUCAGGAUGACGACGACGAUCCGGACACGGAACUCUACCUCACCCAGCCCUUCGCCUGCGGUACUGCCUUUGCCGUCAGUGUGUUAGAUUCGUUGAUGUCGACGACAUAUUUUAACCAAAACGCGCUGACAUUGAUCCGGUCGCUAAUUACCGGUGGAGCAACGCCUGAAUUAGAAUUAAUAUUGGCUGAAGGGGCAGGUUUAAGAGGUGGUUACAGCACGGCUGACAGUCUGGCCAACAGAGAUCGAUGUCGAGUUGGCCAGAUCGCGUUAUACGAUGGCCCGUUGGCCCAAUACGGCGAAGGAGGCAAGUACGGUGACCUCUUUGUCGCAGCAUUAAAAUCGUAUGGAAUGCUGUGCAUUGGUCUGUACAGGUACAGGUUUCGGGACACGAGCUCGUCGUGCGACGCCUCGUCCAAACGAUAUGUCAUCACGAAUCCACCGGAUGAUUUUACGUUGUUACCUACAGACCAGGUUUUCGUGCUAAUGCAGUUCGAUCCGGGUCUCGAAUACAAGCCAAGCAGAGGUGCUAGAGGAAAGGACGAUGCCUCCUGACUGUUGCUGUGUAGCGCCCUCACCGACGGACCUUAUUCCUACAUAUAAUCGUACAAAGGAAGCCAUCAUCAUGCCGUCCGUCAUCCCUACGGAUCCAUUUGAAUCUUCGUUGACCGGGUUACAUUUGGUACGACAUCGCAUGUCCUCAACGAAAUUAUCGCGAGACACACACCCCGUCCAUAGAGAGAGCAAGCCAUCAUAAUCAACACGUCCGUUUUUGUCCGCUGGUCACGCUGGUCCCGCCAGCGACGUUCUAUCACGCUACACACCCCGCAGCCGGAUCAGUUUCCCUUCAUAGUGCUCCGACAAGUAUUCUUCGGUUCCCUUGUUCAACCACCAAUUCAUCGCUGCGUGGAUUCAUCUUUUUUUACCACCGUGACCGAUGCAAUUCUUACGUUGAGACGCCGGUCGUAGCAAACAAGGGGACGAAAGACAUCACGUGUGACAAGCGGGGAUGAAUGGAAAACAGAAAUAGAGACAUAGAGAGAAAGAGAGAGAGAGAGUGAGAGAGAGUGAGAGUGAGAGUGAGAG
Molecule: messenger RNA, 5111 nt
Organism: Dufourea novaeangliae
Lineage: Eukaryota; Metazoa; Arthropoda; Insecta; Hymenoptera; Halictidae
Gene: slo
Product: calcium-activated potassium channel slowpoke
Exons: 24
Coding region: 1296-4580 (1094 amino acids)
Biological process (GO): transmembrane transport; potassium ion transport
Cellular component (GO): postsynaptic membrane
Molecular function (GO): large conductance calcium-activated potassium channel activity
Source: RefSeq, a predicted model, not a curated record